AUAUUAUAUUAUAUUAUUAUUGUUGGACCAAAGGUUUUCUUAAAGUUGUAACCUUGAAAAUCAAUAAUUUGUUAUGUUGUAAAAUGUCUCAAUCUCAGAUCUUAACAACUAUUGUUGUUCUUGCAUUUCUGGGUUUUGCUUCUGCAAAAAACAGAGUAAAUGUUAACCGACAAAACUAUGUAUCCAAAAAUACCACCCAAGAAAAUAUUGUUCCUUCAACGGUACAAGGCACCAUCUUCUGCGUUAGUUAUGAUGGAAAUGAUUGGACUCCCAUGAAAGGGGCAUAUGCAAGGGUAUCAUGCCUAAGGUACUUAGUAGAGUCAACAAUGACAAAUGAAAAUGGUUACUACACAAUCAGUUUGCCUGCUAAACGUUACAGCGAUUGUAAGGUGUUCCUUGAUAGACCUGGCGACGGUAACAACUGCAGUGUACCGACAAACACCAAUCAAGGCCUCGCCGGUGCUCCUCUUGUAAACCCGGUCCGCCAACCGGACAAUGUUAACCUCUACUCCUACGGACCUUUUGUUUUCAAUCCGGUUUUACCUAUAUUGGAAUCGGAUAUAUGAAUAUGAAUUGUAUUUAUGCUUACAAAAGGGUUUGUGCAAUUGUAGUUGGAUUUGAGAAAAGGAAUUGAUCGUGAUAUUGAGUAUGAUCUUUUUGUUAGGAUUUUGGUUUGAUGAUUUGUGAAUGUAAUUACUGUUAAAUGCGUUAAGAAUGAAGAAAUGAAGCACAUUUCUCUUUAGAUUUCAAGCA
Molecule: messenger RNA, 753 nt
Organism: Chenopodium quinoa (quinoa)
Lineage: Eukaryota; Viridiplantae; Streptophyta; Magnoliopsida; Caryophyllales; Amaranthaceae
Product: proline-rich protein 1-like
Exons: 2
Coding region: 84-566 (160 amino acids)
Source: RefSeq, a predicted model, not a curated record